AUGGUGUUUGUGUUUCUCAGAAGAUAUCGAUUGAGGAUGAAUCCACUGAAAUGUGCCUUCAGAGUUACUUCCGGCAAGUUCCUUGGCUUUAUUUUGAGACAUCUAGGAAUAGAAAUUGAUCAAGCCAAAGUUGAUGCAAUAUUGAAGAUGCUCGAGCCUCGAAAUAUUCAUGAGUUAAAAAGUCUCCAAGAAAAGUUACCCUACUUGAGGAGAUUCAUCUCAAAUCUAGCGGGGAGAUGUCAACCAUUCGGUCACCUCAUGAAGAAAGGUGCUGCUUUUAAUUGGGACCAAACAUGUAGUGAUGCCUUUAAAAGUAUCAAAUCGUAUCUAGCAAAACCUCCAGUUUUGGCAACCCCUAUACCUGGAAAAUCAUUGAUACUUCACAUUGCAGCACAAGAAAGGUCUGUAGGAGCCCUGUUAGCUCAAGAGAAUGGUGAAGGCAAAGAAAAUGGACAAGCAUUAGCGGAUUUCUUGGCAGACCAUCUGAUACCUAAUAAUUGGGAGUUAACUGAUGAGCUUCUUGAUGAAGAUGUGAUGUCCAUUGAAAUUGAACCUCCUUGGAGAAUGUGCUUUGAUGGGGCCGUACAUCGUGGCAGAGCUGGCGCUGGCGUAGUGUUCAUCACUUCGCAAGAAGAGAUUCUACCAUUCUCCUUCACUUUGAAGCAAUGUUGCUCUAAUAAUGUCGAUGAAUACCAAGCGUUGAUACUUGAACUUGAGUUGGUUGUCGACAUGAAGUAA
Molecule: messenger RNA, 738 nt
Organism: Solanum pennellii
Lineage: Eukaryota; Viridiplantae; Streptophyta; Magnoliopsida; Solanales; Solanaceae
Exons: 2
Coding region: 1-738 (245 amino acids)
Molecular function (GO): nucleic acid binding
Source: RefSeq, a predicted model, not a curated record